UGGCUGGGAGCUGAGCAUGCGUUAUACGAGGCUUAGGGCUGAAAACUCGCAGUGCCGGCGAAUUGGUCAGCCGGGUGAGUGGAGCGGACAGGGGCCGGUGAAUAUGUUGGACGGCAACGCUCAAAGUUCGCAUAAGAAACUCCAGAUUCGGCGUUUGUCGGGUGCAGGUUUGCCUCAGACAACAGGCCCUGAGUUAAGGGCUUUUGCCCGGAAUGUCGCUUUUACUGCUCCUCGGAUGCUGCCUGAACUGCUGUGCUCUUCCAGCACCACUGAUCCAGAACCCGAGUUAACGGCCGCCGGGGUUGACGGCGCGCACAUAUAGCCGCCAUCUUUAUUGAGAGCACGGCUCUGCAGAACGCAUGCGCAGCACCUAGCGUCAUGGAAGCUGGCAAACCCGGAUGAAGGGCCCAGUGAAACAAUGAGACAGAUUUUUCCCACAGUGCGUUGCAAAGCUUGAGGGCAAGCAGCAGUAACAACAACAACAACUUACAUUUUAAUACCGCCUUAGACAUAAUAAGCCAUCCCAGUGCAUUUCACAGAAAAGAGGAUGUUAGAAAGAGAGAAUUUGUUGAUGGGAAACCUGAACUGUAUAUCACACCAAGAUCCGAGAAGUCACUCAAUUCAUCAGCACAUGAAUGUUACAUGCACGGAUACCGGGCACUGACACCUGAGUGGAAAGAGUUUACUGGUUACACAACCUGAGAGCGUGUGAGAAAGAGCUUACUGUGGAAAGAGAUUAAUAAAGUUGAAGUCAGAGAGAGACAAUAGGGGGUGGAGUUAACCUGAGGGUUACUGUGCCUCAAGUGAAAAACAAGAUGGGAUUUUCAUGAUAACAUCAAUUGGUACAGGAAUUGAACCUGUGCUGUUGGCAUCUCUCUGCAUCAAAAAUUACAUGGUACAGGACACCCAGAAAGAGUUUUAGCCAGUUUGACACAACACCCUGAAAACAUCACACCACAGUGGGGUGAAACCUAUUCUGUAUCUGACCAAAGCUCGAGCUUAUAUUUCAAGCAGGAAAUCCACAAGGAUUUCCUGCAUCAUGGAGAAACCUUGGAAGUGUGAGAACUGUGGGAAGGGCUUCAGAUACCCAUCCAGGCUGGAAUAUCAUCGACGCAGUCACAUUGCGGUUAAUACUGUGGAAAAACGAUGGAAAUGUGAGGAUUGUGGAAAAGGCUUUGAUUACCCCUGUCUGCUAGAAACCCAUCAACGCAUUCACACUGGGGUCAGGCCAUUUAUCUGCUGUGUGUGGGGAAAAGGAUUUACUAACUCAUCCAGCCUCAUGUUACACCAGCAAACUCACAGUGAUGAGAGGCCGUUCAUUUGUUCAGUGUGUGGGAAGGGGUUUACUAAGUCAGCGAACCUCAUGUUACAUCAGCGAAUUCACACUGGGGAGAGGCCAUUCAGCUGCAUGUACUGUGGAAAGAGGUUCAGGCAGACAUCUGCCCUCUCUGCACACCAGCGAAUUCACACUGGGGAGAAGCCAUUCACCUGCUCAGUAUGUGGGAAGGCAUUUGCUCAGUCAUCCAGUCUCCAGUCACACCAGCGAAUGCACAACAGGAAGAGACUAAUCAGUGACAGUUGCUGCAGAAAAAAGUUGAAGUCUUCAGCUAACACCAUGUCAUACCAGCAAGAAAAAACUGGACAGAGACCAUUCACCUGCUCCGUAUGUGGGAAGGGAUUUACUCAGUCAGCCAGCCUCAUGUCACACCAGAGAAUUCACACCAAACAGAUGCCAUUCAGUUGUACUCACUGUGGGAAGAGAUUCAGAUCUUCAUCUAACCUCAGUGCACACCAGCGAGUUCACACUGGGGAGAAGCCAUUCAUCUGCUGUGUGUGGUAAGAGAUUCACUCAGUCAUCCAACCUGGUGGUACACCAGCAAAUUCACACUGGAGAGAGACCAUUCAUCUGCACUCAGUGUGGAAUGGGAUUCACUCGGUCAGCAAGCCUCAUAUUGCACCAGCGAAUUCACACUGAGGAGAAACCAUUCAGCUGCACUCAGUGGAAGAAGGUUCAGGCAGUCAUCCACCCUCACUGAACACCAACACACACACACUGGAGAGAGACUAUUCACAUGCUCUGAAUGUGGGAAGGGAUUCACUCGUUCAGCCCGCCUCAUGUCACACCGGUGAAUUCACAAUGGAGAGAAGCCAUUCAGCUGCACUCACUGUGGAAAGGGAUUCAGCCAGACUUCUGACCUGUCUGCACAUCAGCGGAUUCACACUGGGGAAAAGCCA
This is a messenger RNA of Hemiscyllium ocellatum (epaulette shark), 2235 nucleotides long. RefSeq names its product gastrula zinc finger protein XlCGF8.2DB-like. Gene Ontology annotation, biological process: regulation of transcription by RNA polymerase II. The coding region runs from base 1040 to 1840 and encodes 266 amino acids. Lineage: Eukaryota; Metazoa; Chordata; Chondrichthyes; Orectolobiformes; Hemiscylliidae. Gene Ontology annotation, molecular function: DNA-binding transcription factor activity, RNA polymerase II-specific; RNA polymerase II cis-regulatory region sequence-specific DNA binding. The transcript is spliced from 2 exons. The record is from RefSeq and is a predicted model, not a curated record.